Messenger RNA from Chenopodium quinoa (quinoa), 600 nucleotides. RefSeq names its product peptidyl-prolyl cis-trans isomerase FKBP42-like. Lineage: Eukaryota; Viridiplantae; Streptophyta; Magnoliopsida; Caryophyllales; Amaranthaceae. The record is from RefSeq and is a predicted model, not a curated record. The transcript has a single exon. The coding region runs from base 1 to 600 and encodes 199 amino acids. Gene Ontology annotation, molecular function: protein binding.
AUGGGGAAAAAUUCAAGUGUAGGACCUAUCUUGCUACAUCACUUAGACCAUUUGGGGGAGGAUGACUUUGAUGUUGAGGAAAUGCUUGACUCAGAGGAGGCUAUGUCUUAUGUGACUGCUCUAAAGGAUGAAGCAAAUGCCCUAUUCAAAUUUAAAAAAUUUAGUACUGCUUUUGUGAUGUACAAUAAGGGUAUUAAAUGCUUGUGUGUUAUAAUUUGUGCCAUUAGUGAUGAUUCUCAUAUGUGUGAGGUUAGCCUUGAGUUGAAAGAACUAGCGUUUAACCUUCAUUUGAAUAUUGCGGCUAGUGCAAUUAAGCUCAACAAAUUUAGAGAUGCCAUUACUUCAUGUUCUUUGAUUCUAGAGUCUAAUAAGAGAAAUGUAAAGGCGUUGUUUAGAAGAGGAGUAGCAUUGGAGAAGUUGGGAGAUUUGGAGAAGGCAUUUAAUGAUUUUAAAUCAACAAAAGAGAUUGAACCUAAUAAUAAGGAAAUUGGGAAGGAAUUGACAAGUCUGAGGGAAGUUGUGUUUAGGAAACAGAAUGGUAAUGAGGAAAAGAGUGAGGAGAAUAUGCAUCUUCAAUAUGGUGAAGAUCAAAUAAGCUAA